Rhinocladiella mackenziei CBS 650.93 is the source of this 1287-nucleotide messenger RNA. RefSeq lists its product as uncharacterized. The record is from RefSeq and is a predicted model, not a curated record. NCBI's taxonomy places the organism in Eukaryota, Fungi, Ascomycota, Eurotiomycetes, Chaetothyriales, Herpotrichiellaceae. The coding region runs from base 1 to 1287 and encodes 428 amino acids. The transcript has a single exon. Gene Ontology annotation, molecular function: protein binding.
AUGGCCAAAGCGAAGGCAAAAUCACAGUCCAAACAAAAAGAUAUCCUUCACUCCACAAACAUCCCACUCGUCAAAUCCAAGUCCACGCCUAAAAAGUCCCAGCAGUCUCUGAAACCUAUUGAAGACCUCCUCACUGAAGCUGCCGAAUUUCUCGAACAGUCCCAACCAGAACUUGCUCUGCCGCUAGCCGAAGAAGCGCUCAGCAGACUCGAAGCCGAAAGACAAACGCAAAAGAGCGAGAAUGAUAGUAUCGACACACUGCUCCAACUGGCUGCCCAGGGCAAAGCCACGCUCCCCGUGGCAUUGAGUCUUGAGGCAGAGAUCCAACUUGCGCUGGGCGAUGCGGAUUCCGCGCGGACGAGUUUCACGCGGGCAGCGCAAAUGGAUCCCGAUGGGGCACUGGUAAGUGCAGAGCCAUGGCUAUGGUUGGCGCAACUGUGCGAACAGGGCGGGAAAGAGAGUAUAUCAUACUUCGAGAAGGCGACGGAAGUACUGCGGAAUGAGACCGAGGUUCUGGAAGACGAGGAAGCGACGGUCAUGGAUCAAAGUGCUAGAGUGCUCGAUGAGAAGAAAGCUAAGCUCGCGGAUGCGCUCUGCGCCAUGGCUGAGGUCUACAUGACGGAUCUAAGCUGGGAAGAUGACGCGGAGCAGCGGUGCGAGACGCUCGUGACCGAGGCUGUUGCCGUGUGUCCAGAGCGCCUGAGUGCAGGUGUAAUGCAAACACUGGCGAGCGUGAGGAUAAGUCAAACGCGUGUGGACGAUGCGCGACAAGCCCUCAAACGGAGCUUAGCAAUCUGGAAGGACAUCCCGCUCGACGUGGACGAUGAGGCGCGACCCGACUUCGCGACGCGUGUAAGCCUGAGCCGAUUGCUGAUGGAAGUCGAGGCCGAGACGGAAGCCAUGGCGGUCCUUGAAGGACUGACCCGCGAAGACGACCAGAGCGUCGAAUGCUGGUACCUUGGAGGCUGGUGCCAGGUUCUCAUCUCCCGAAAACCGAGCACGAGUCCCGAGGAGCGGACGAAGAGUCAGGAACGGGCGAAGACGUGGUUGGAUGCUUGUCUCGAACUGUAUCGCGCGCAGGAAUACGAGGAUGAGAGAUUACAGGAGCAUGCAGUCGAAUUGGUACAGCAGUUAAAUCAGGUGCUGGGGGUGGAAGAUCAAAUGGACGAUGAUGAGGAUGAGGAUGCGUGGGAAGACGAAGAAGACGAAGACGACCAUGAUACUGAAUUGCAAGUCGAAGCGAAUGGUUAUGUCGGCAACGACGAUGGGGACGUUGAGAUGAGUUAG